CUAAUUAGAUUUUUAUCUUGAUCUUUCUCAGAUACUGGUAUCUUGGGCCUCUAAAAACCAAAGCAGCUCACUUUUUCAGCACUCUUAAGGAGUGGCCUCAGACACAUCAGGCCUGUAUUUCGUACACGGGACCUACGGAGAGACCCCCCAGUGGAACGGCGGAGACUUCCCCAAGGCCCUCCCUGUACAGGAGGAUACUGCGCAGGCUUGCGUCCUACUGGGCCCAGCCGCAAGACGCCCUCUCCCAGAAGGUGAGGCCGGAGGACUGGAAGGAAAUGCAACUGUCCACCAUCGAACUGUCCAUCACCACACGCAACAGCCAUCUUGACCUUACGAGCAAAGAAGACUUCAUGAACAUCUGCGUGGAGCCAGACACCGUCAGCAAAGGAGACUUUAUAACUCUCGGAAGUAAGAAGGUGAGAGACCCGGAGCUGCAUGCCGCGGGCACCGAGUGUCUCCACGCCAGCCGGUGCGCCCUGCUAAUUCCCGAGGGGACCGAGGGCUCCUUCAGCAUCGACAGCGAGGAGUACGAAGCAAUGCCGGUGGAGGUGCAGCUGCUCCCCCGGAAGCUGCAGUUCUUCUGUGACCCAAGGAAGAGAGAGCAGAUGCUGCAGAGUCCAGCCCAGUGAGCGGGUGCAGUGAGAAGUGGGCGCCCUUUACGCGCCAGUGGGACCACAAGGGGACCAGGCCGCCCCUGCCACUCACGGUGGGUCCAUCUGCCCCUCCACUCUCAGCUGUUGCCAUGCGCUUCCGUGCUGCGGCAGCUGCUCCCUCCUCCACGCUGACUUCCUCAGGCUGGUUCCAGGAGUUCUCCCUCAGGGGAUGGAAAAGGGCCAGGCCUUAUUGCCUGGGAGCAGGCCUCACAGCAGCACUUCUCCUGCUUGUUCUGGUCUCUGGCGAUCCUAGGGCAUGCAGGGAAGGGCUGCCUACCCUCCUAUCUGGGUGCUGCUGCCUCCUGAGCUCUGACUCUGUUCCCCUUCUGUCCUCCGUCCAAACCGUAAGUGCGAUGUUUUCCCCCUCAGCUGCAGCUGAAACCUGUAUGAAAAUCCAUGCUUCCUAAAUGUUGGUUUGCAUGAGAACUACUUGGGGUGGGUGCAUGUUAAACUGAAUCGCUUGGGGCCCAACCCUAACAGCUCAAUCCAGGGCUGGAGCCCAGGAAGCUGCAUUUUAAAAAACAGAGCAGCCUGCCCUCCCCCCAAGAUCCUCCACCUUACCUGGCCACACAGCAAAGCCGCAGUCCACACAGCUCUGCCCAGGGGCUGUCCUGGAAAAAUCAUGUGCCCCGCCCACUUGUAAGCCGCAUCUAAAAUUCUCGAAGGGAAGUAAGAGUUGCCAAAGUAUGUAUUUUCUGGUGUCAUGUAAAUAUUGGUAUUUUAAAAUAAAACUGUUAACAUCACUCCCUUAAACAUAUUCAGUGUAAUUUAAAUACAUAACAAUUUGAUGCUCAUCAUCCAUUUACAAAAAUAAAUUAGCCGUUGAAAAGUUUAAAUUGAGUAUUUCCAGACCACUUUCAGCAGAGAAUGUGGUCCUGCUGUGAUCUAUUUUUAUCACUCAGCCGGUCUUCCAACAAAAAAUAUAAAUGGAAAUGUUCUUUAUAACACUU
Talpa occidentalis (Iberian mole) is the source of this 1603-nucleotide messenger RNA. Its product is annotated as acylglycerol kinase, mitochondrial-like. The record is from RefSeq and is a predicted model, not a curated record. Lineage: Eukaryota; Metazoa; Chordata; Mammalia; Eulipotyphla; Talpidae. Bases 276 to 629 code for a protein of 117 amino acids. The transcript is spliced from 6 exons.